AUGUCUUGUCAGGAUGUCUGUUCAUUUGUGCGUGGUCUGUCACGCAAGAAACCACUGGAGCCCGAGGGUGAGGUUUCAUCGUUUAUUCGCUGCCUUGGCACAAUCGACCUGGUGUCUCUGGGGGUGGGCAGCACCCUGGGUGCUGGUGUCUACGUUCUCACAGGUGAGGUGGCCAGGAGUCUGUCAGGUCCCAGUAUCAUGAUCUCUUUCCUCAUCGCUGCGCUGGCCUCCGUCUUCGCCGGACUGUGCUAUGCGGAGUUCGGCUCCCGUGUUCCCAAGACUGGAUCGGCUUAUCUCUACAGCUACGUGACUGUGGGUGAGGUGUGGGCAUUCAUCACGGGGUGGAACCUGCUACUCUCCUAUGUGAUAGGAGCCUCCAGUGUGGCCCGAGCCUGGAGUGGUACAUUUGAUGACUUGAUUGGGAAUGUGAUGUCUAAUUACUUUAGCAAACACGCAGCUAUGAAUCUGCCCGGCCUGGCUCCCUACCCAGACAUCUUUGCAGCUGCCCUCAUCCUGUUGCUCGCAGGCCUCCUUUCUUUUGGUGUGAAAGAAUCUACGAUGGUGAACAAGAUCUUCACAUGUGUUAACAUACUGGUGUUGGUGUUUGUAAUUAUCUCUGGAUUCAUCAAGGGGAAACUGGCAAACUGGUACAUCAGUGAAGACACAUUACUGAAUGUAACAGCAGAGUCUGAAAAUCGGUCGUCUAUAGUAAAUGUGACCUCUGAGUUCGGUGUAGGUGGGUUUUUCCCCUACGGCAUUGAAGGAACACUGGCAGGAGCAGCAACCUGUUUCUACGCAUUUGUGGGGUUUGACUGCAUUGCAAGUACAGGGGAGGAAGUGAAGAACCCUCAGAAGUCUAUACCACUGGGUAUCAUCUUUGCACUACUCAUCUGUUUCCUGGCUUAUUUCGGCGUAUCAGCUGCGCUCACCCUGAUGAUGCCGUAUUACCUGCUAAACAUCCACAGCCCUCUGCCAGUCGCCUUCGCUUAUGUGGGCUGGCCUGCAGCCAAGUAUGCAGUGGCUGUGGGAUCCCUGUGUGCCCUGUCUACAAGUCUGCUAGGAUCCAUGAUUCCCAUGCCUCGAGUGAUCUUUGCCAUGGCUAGAGAUGGUCUUCUGUUCAAAGUGCUGAGUAGGGUCAGUUCCAGGCAGAGUCCCGCCUUGGCUACUCUUACAUCUGGCGCUAUAUCAGCAAUAAUGGCACUUUUAUUUGAUCUGAAUGCGCUGGUGAACAUCAUGUCGAUCGGAACUCUGUUUGCUUACACACUGGUGGCCAUUUGCAUUCUUAUACUGAGGUACCAAGAGGAUACGUGCUCAGAGAACGAGACAAACCUUGAAAAGUGCAAACAGAGCUCAAAAUUUGGAUUUUUAAAUCCUCCUUCCUACCCAACAAAGGAAACAUCAAACACUGUCAAAAUAUGUACUGGAUUCAGUGUCAUCAUGUUGUUGAUCCUGACCAUAUUACUGACCGAUGCUAUCAGACCUCUGUUACUUCUGGAGGUUUGGAGCCUGGUAUGUAUUUCUGUGGUCCUUUUUGCCAUCCUGCUCUGUGUUCUGCUGAUCUGGAGGCAACCGCAGAACCCCACCAAAGCUUCGUUCAUGGUGCCUUUUCUACCUUUACUUCCCAUUGUAAGUGCUUUUGUUAACAUUUACCUGAUGGUCCAGCUGGGUGGCGCCACUUGGAUCCGCUAUGCUGUUUGGAUGGCUGUGGGGCUUCUCAUCUAUUUUGGAUAUGGCGUGAGGAACAGCGUUCAGAAACAAAGGCUGCUGGGAAAACUAAGCACCGUCGAAACUGAGGAGAAGAAGCCAGAGAAAGAUGAAACAAAACUGUAA
This is a messenger RNA of Trichomycterus rosablanca, 1830 nucleotides long. Its product is annotated as cationic amino acid transporter 2-like. Gene Ontology annotation, molecular function: L-ornithine transmembrane transporter activity; L-lysine transmembrane transporter activity; L-arginine transmembrane transporter activity. Gene Ontology annotation, biological process: L-arginine import across plasma membrane; L-ornithine transmembrane transport. NCBI's taxonomy places the organism in Eukaryota, Metazoa, Chordata, Actinopteri, Siluriformes, Trichomycteridae. The transcript has 11 exons. The record is from RefSeq and is a predicted model, not a curated record. The coding region runs from base 1 to 1830 and encodes 609 amino acids. Gene Ontology annotation, cellular component: plasma membrane.